Molecule: messenger RNA, 747 nt
Organism: Callorhinchus milii (elephant shark)
Lineage: Eukaryota; Metazoa; Chordata; Chondrichthyes; Chimaeriformes; Callorhinchidae
Product: coatomer subunit zeta-1
Exons: 10
Coding region: 95-634 (179 amino acids)
Biological process (GO): intracellular protein transport; intra-Golgi vesicle-mediated transport; retrograde vesicle-mediated transport, Golgi to endoplasmic reticulum
Cellular component (GO): COPI vesicle coat
Source: RefSeq, a predicted model, not a curated record
AUCCCCCAGUUCCAGUCCUCCUAUGGGGACGGAGUGAGUCACAGCUCCGGGAGAGAGGAGGAAACUUGUCCACGUCGGCACUUCCACAGCAACAAUGGACUCCAGUGCUCCGGAGCCGUCCUUGUACACGGUGAAAGCGCUCCUCAUCCUGGACAACGACGGGCAGCGCCUCUGUGCCAAGUAUUACGAUGACACAUAUCCUUCCACUAAGGAACAGAGGAAUUUUGAAAAGAACGUUUUCAACAAAACACAUAAAACUGACAGUGAGAUCGCGUUCCUGGAAGGUUUGACCAUUGUGUAUAAGAGCUGCAUCGACCUUUACUUCUAUGUGGUGGGGAGUCCACAGCAGAACGAGCUCAUGUUAAUGACUGUCCUCAGUUGCCUGUUUGACUCCCUGAGCCAGAUGUUACGGAGGAAUGUGGAGAAGAAAUCUGUGCUGGACAACAUGGACGGGGUGUUGCUGGUGGUGGAUGAGAUUGUGGAUGGAGGUGUUAUCCUGGAGAGUGACCCUCAGCAAGUCAUACAGAAGGUGAACUUGAGGAAUAUCUCAGAGCCAGCCUAUGGUUUCGUUCUCUUUGACUAUCUCAGCACUAGUGGGCAGAGUAAUGGACAAUCCCAGAACCAACUCAUGUAGUUCCAGGUGGAUGACAAUCCCUUAACAGAACACAGUGUGGCACAGGUUCUCCAAUCAGCGAAGGAACAGAUCAAAUGGUCGCUGUUAAAAUAAAAGGGGAUGUUUUGUCUUUU